AUGCCGAUUGACUGGUCAUCUGUUUGUUUUCCGGGAAAGGGGAAUUCUAAGCAAAAGCAGAAAGGAGCUCAGCGGCUAGUGCUUCCCAGUGUGGAAGGGCAAGAGGGAGGAAAGUGGAUUGUCAUUGACUCUGGCAAAGUUAUAGUUCAUGCUCUUGAUGAGAAGGCUAGAGCGUACUACAAUUUGGAGGAUCUUUGGUCCAAGAAGAAGCCUGAAGAAGAUACAAUUCAGGAUUUGGAGAAGGCUUUUGUGAAGAUUCGUCCCAAGAACAACUCCAAGAGGAAACCGAAACCAGCACUGAAAAGGGCAUAA
This is a messenger RNA of Prunus armeniaca (apricot), 312 nucleotides long. NCBI's taxonomy places the organism in Eukaryota, Viridiplantae, Streptophyta, Magnoliopsida, Rosales, Rosaceae. The record is from the annotation of a GenBank genome assembly.